Messenger RNA from Rotaria sordida, 735 nucleotides. NCBI's taxonomy places the organism in Eukaryota, Metazoa, Rotifera, Eurotatoria, Philodinida, Philodinidae. The record is from the annotation of a GenBank genome assembly.
AUGGAAGAAUUAAUUCGAUCAGUUAUACAAUUUGAUGGUGCUCUAAAUCAAGAUGUUAUUCAAUGGCUAGAAUAUAUUGAAGAAGUAUUUGAUCGAGUACAAUUACAAACAUCAAAUAAAUAUAUUGCUAUACAAUACUUUUUAACUAAUAGUGCUGCUACGUGGUUUAAAUAUAAGAAAUCAAAUAUUUCUGAUUGGUUUACAUUUAAACGUGAACUUAUUGAAGCUUUUCAAUCGUCGUCCUCCUUUUCCUCAUCACAUCUUCUUGAUCAACAUCAAUUAAUAAUUAAAGAAGAACCACAAAAACUUGAACAAGAACAAGAUAUAUUACCUGUUCCUGCAUCGACUUCAACAAUAUCCAACAAGAAAAAUGAUAGUGAAAAUUAUCAAUUAGAUUUACUUCAUGAUGGUUCGAUUAAAUCAUUAGAAAAUUUAGAAGUUGAUAAUUUAGAAGAUAAAUGUUUACGUGAACAUGAACAAGGUUAUUACUCAUCUAUGUUAGUUAAUACUAAUGAUUUUGAUCUGGAUAUUCAACAUCAAGAUGCAGAUGCAGCAGAUAGUUGUGAUACACAACAACAAGGUGAAUCUGUUAUUAAUUCUGAUUCUGUUCAAACUGAUAUUGAAGAUACUUUUGAAGAUUUUACUCGACCUAUGGAUAGUUUAACAGGUAAUGAUUCAUUAAUUAAUAUUGUUUUACCACAUGAUGUUCAAUAUUUAUGGUCUGAUAAAUAUUAG